Exophiala bonariae is the source of this 1194-nucleotide messenger RNA. RefSeq lists its product as uncharacterized. The record is from RefSeq and is a predicted model, not a curated record. Gene Ontology annotation, cellular component: cytoplasm. Gene Ontology annotation, molecular function: electron-transferring-flavoprotein dehydrogenase activity; flavin adenine dinucleotide binding. The transcript is spliced from 6 exons. NCBI's taxonomy places the organism in Eukaryota, Fungi, Ascomycota, Eurotiomycetes, Chaetothyriales, Herpotrichiellaceae. The coding region runs from base 1 to 1194 and encodes 397 amino acids.
AUGAUCGCCCAAUCGCUUAAGAAUAUCAUUGUGGUUGGAGGCUCGUACAUUGGACGGGUAACCGCUCAAGAGCUUGCGAAGGUCAUACCACCAACGCACAGGGUGCUGCUCAUCGAACCCCACAGCCACUUUCACCAUCUAUUCACAUUUCCUAGAUUUGCAAUCGUUCCUGGCCAGGAACACAAAGCAUUCAUCCCAUAUAGUGGAACAUUCGCGGCUGUGCCCAACUCAGCUUCUCAUGCUUUCGUACAGGCUCGUGUUCUGUCAAUUCAACCUCAGCACGUAACGCUUGACAGACAAUGGCAGGGUUCAGAUCAAAUCCCCUUUGAAUAUCUUGCUCUCGCCACCGGCACACGUCUUGCCCAGCCAGCUGCUAUGCAGUACGACGACAAGCCAUCUUCUGUGCAAUACUUGCAGGAUCACCAAAAGGGUCUGAAGAAUUCCAAGUCAAUCUUGAUUGUUGGUGGUGGAGCUGUUGGCGUGCAAAUGGCUACGGACUUGAAGGAGUAUUACCCGGACAAGAAGGUCACUGUGGUUCAAUCUCGUGCCCAAGUAAUGCCACAGUACCAUAGGAAGUUUCACGAGCUUAUCAAGAAGCGUUUCGAUGAUCUUGGCAUCGAUCUCAUAACUGGCUCACGUGUGACGAUACCCUCUAGCGGAUUCCUGAAUAAUGGAACACCGUUUGAUGUUCAGCUCACAAAUGGGGACACUGUAUCCACCGAGUUUGUCAUCUUAGCCACGGGUCAAAAGCCAAAUAACGGCCUUGUGGCUAAUCUGGAGCAAUCCAACCCAGGAUCCGUCAUUAAUCCUACGAAUGGAUUCAUACGCGUGCGGCCUACUCUACAAUUCUUGGACAAAAAAUAUUCCAAUCUCUUCGCGGUUGGCGAUAUCGCAGAUACUGGUGCCCAUAAGGCAGCAAGACCUGGUGUUGCUCAAGCUGCAGUCUUAGCGAAAAAUGUACAGGCAUUGAUCGAGGGACGACAACCAGAGGAAGCGUUUGUGCGUGGUCCUGCGGCCAUCCACCUGACCUUAGGCAUGACCGAGAAUGUCGUCUUCAGAAAUCCAAAUGAAGCCGAAGGUCAGACUGAGCCAACUAUAAUUCCAAGAAACGACGGACAGGAAGAUAUGAAUGUUGAAGGUUUCUGGAAGAGAGCAGGAGUGGAGAUCAAUAGUCCACAGCAAUAUCAUCUUUAA